GAUAGCGAGACGAGGACGUCUUUUUUUCUUUUUCUUUUUUUAUUCCGAACCACGUUUAAAGUAAGAGGUAUUUUCAACAAGACAACACAGUUAACGUGUGAGGUUUGCGUGUGUCGUAAUUAACACGAGGGAGAGUCCAAAGUUGGACCUUUUUUCAUCUGUUAAAUAGGCUAGUAUUUUCAUCACCACAAAGAGGGGUUUACAGUCUCUCACAACUUUUCCCGUGGUUCUCUUUUCGGCUUGUUGGACUGGAUGUUAUUUACUUUGGGACUAGUUUUGUGAAACGGAUCCGGAGGGGUUCUCUCUAGACAAUCUUUACUCUCGCUCAUUUGGAAACGUGCCUCUCAUAACGAAAUCACUCACAUAUGAUCCAGAAGCGGAACGGGCUAUAACGUUUAUUGAGGGAAUUUAAAUUUUCCACCCGAGAUCAGUUGGAAACUAUAAAAGACAAACUGUUUGAGGACGAUUUUCUAGAACUUCAAAGUCUUCACCUUACUGUAAACGAAAUAUAUCAGCGAGGAUAAGAAGGCUGUUGGAACUAUGCCUCAAAAAGAAUACUAUAACCGGGCCACGUGGGAGUCUGGCGUCGCGUCCAUGAUGCAAAACAGACAAGAGGUGUAUGACAUCUGUAACGAAGGUCACAGUGGAGUGAACCAGCUCGGCGGUGUGUUCGUCAACGGCAGACCGCUGCCCGACUCCACGAGACAGAAAAUAGUUGAACUCGCUCACAGUGGCGCGCGGCCGUGUGACAUAUCCCGGAUUCUGCAGACCCAUGCUGAUGCAAAAGUCCAAGUGCUGGACAAUGAAAACGUGUCGAACGGCUGCGUGAGUAAAAUCUUGGGUAGAUACUAUGAAACGGGCUCCAUCAGACCCAGGGCGAUCGGAGGAAGUAAACCAAGAGUAGCGACUCCCGAGGUGGUCGGCAAAAUUGCCCAGUACAAGAGGGAGUGUCCGUCAAUCUUCGCGUGGGAAAUCCGAGACAGGCUGCUAUCAGAGGGGGUCUGCACAAACGAUAAUAUACCCAGUGUGUCAUCGAUAAACAGAGUACUGCGCAACCUGGCUAGCGAAAAGCAACAGAUGGGCGCAGAUGGCAUGUAUGAAAAGCUGAGGAUGCUGAACGGUCAGACCGGCACGUGGGGGACCCGGCCGGGCUGGUACCCCGGAACCUCAGUGCCAGGACAGCCCAAUCAAGACGGCUGCCAGCAGUCAGAUGGAGGCGGUGAGAACACAAACUCAAUAAGCUCCAAUGGAGAGGAUUCAGAUGAGACCCAAAUGAGGCUUCAGCUAAAAAGAAAACUGCAAAGAAACCGCACAUCUUUCACACAAGAACAAAUAGAAGCACUUGAAAAAGAGUUUGAGAGAACGCACUAUCCUGACGUUUUCGCACGAGAGAGACUAGCUGCAAAAAUAGAUUUACCGGAAGCAAGAAUACAGGUGUGGUUCUCAAACAGAAGAGCAAAAUGGAGGAGGGAGGAAAAGUUAAGAAAUCAAAGAAGACAAGCCACAAACUCUUCGAGUCACAUACCCAUCAGUAGCAGCUUCAGCACUAGCGUAUAUCAGCCAAUCCCUCAGCCCACAACGCCAGUAUCCUUCACAUCAGGCUCCAUGUUGGGAAGACCAGACACAGCCCUCACAAACACAUACAGUGCCCUGCCACCAAUGCCAAGUUUCACCAUGGCCAACAACCUUCCUAUGCAACCCAGCCAGACCUCAUCCUACUCCUGCAUGUUGCCCACUAGUCCUACGGUGAAUGGGCGGAGCUAUGACACAUACACACCACCGCACAUGCAAGCACAUAUGAACAGCCAAUCAAUGGCCACCUCAGGCACAACCUCAACGGGUCUAAUCUCGCCUGGAGUUUCUGUACCAGUCCAAGUGCCAGGCAGUGAACCAGACAUGUACUGGCCCAGACUACAGUGAGAAAAAGACAUAUGAGAACAAAAAAGAAAAAGAAAACAGAGGAGAGGAAAAGAGAGAGGAGCUCCUUCACCUCCUGAUGUCUUUCGGCUACAAGGCAGGGCUGUUCAGCAGUAUUUUACUAUUGAAGGAAAGGAGGAGACUCUAAAGGACCUUUUUGUACUGGGAUAGUGCCACUUCUCUAUCAUUCUUUGGACACAAAGACUUGAAGAAUAAAAGAGAACAGACUUCUGUAAAGUGCCCGGUGUUAUAUCGUAAAAUG
Cyprinus carpio (common carp) is the source of this 2179-nucleotide messenger RNA. RefSeq names its product paired box protein Pax-6-like. Gene Ontology annotation, biological process: anatomical structure development; regulation of transcription by RNA polymerase II. The record is from RefSeq and is a predicted model, not a curated record. The coding region runs from base 541 to 1920 and encodes 459 amino acids. The transcript is spliced from 14 exons. NCBI's taxonomy places the organism in Eukaryota, Metazoa, Chordata, Actinopteri, Cypriniformes, Cyprinidae. Gene Ontology annotation, molecular function: DNA-binding transcription factor activity, RNA polymerase II-specific; RNA polymerase II cis-regulatory region sequence-specific DNA binding.